AUGAUCAUUGAGGCGCCUGGCUUCAGCAAAGAUGAGGUUCUGCUCUACGCAAGUUUGGCAUCGAAGCAAGAGAAUCCGGAGCCGAUCGACAAGGCUAUUCACGAAGCCCAACCGGGGGUUGACCUCAGUCCCUACAAAAUCCUUCAGUUCGUUCCCUUCAAUCCACUCGAUAAGCGAAGCGAAGCCACAGUUAAAUUUCCCGACGGCAAGAUCCGGGUCAUUGUGAAAGGCGCGCCGCAGCUUGUCAUGAAAAUGCUCGGCGACUCGAGUGCACACCUCAUCAAGGAAUUUGACUUUGCUAUGAACCGCCAGGCAGAGAGAGGCCUGCGAACGCUCGGUGUGGCCAUGUGUGAAGCCACCGUGCCAGCUGACGGGAGUGCAGUUCGAACGGGAGAACUGGAAUUCCUGGGACUGAUCUCGAUGCUCGACCCUCCGAGGGAAGAUACGGCGUCGACCGUUGACAAGGCGAUGGAUCUAGGAAUCGACGUGAAAAUGAUCACUGGAGAUCAGCGCGCGAUCGCCAUGGAGAUGUGUCGACGCCUGAACAUGGGGACAAACGUUUUGGGAGAAGAAGCCUGGUCCGGAGAGGUCGAUCUCGCGACGAAAAUGGGAGGCUUUGGAAAACUUGCGGAAUCCGCCAAUGGCUUCGCCCAAGUUAACCCUGAACAUAAAUUCUUGAUCGUUCAGUCCCUGCAGGAAGAGAAGCACAUGGUCGGCAUGACUGGUGACGGUGUCAACGACGCCCCAGCACUGAAGAAGGCAGACGUCGGCAUUGCUGUGGCAGGCGCCAGUGACGCUGCGCGGGCUGCCGCAGACAUCAUUCUUCUGGAGUCGGGUCUCUCACCGAUCAUCCAGGCCCUCAUCGUCAGUCGGUGCAUUUUUCAAAGGCUUCGAAACUACGUUGUAUUUCGAGUGGCCACCAGUCUCCUGCUUCUCCUGUCCUACUGGACGACCGCGAUGAUGCGCGUCGUCUCCCCGCCUCUCUGGUGCCUGCUUCUCCUCAAAGUCCUGAACGACGUGUCCAUGAUGGCAACCAGCACAGACCACGUGGUCGCCUCCACAAAGCCUGAGAACUGGAAGGCAGUCGAGACCCUGGCAAUCUCAGCGACUCUCGGCACCGUUGGCGCGGUCGCAUGCAUCGUUUUCUCUGUCCUCGCGAGUCCAACGACACAAGAACACACUCGGUUCUGGGAGGCUUGGGGUCUGCAGCCCCUCACCCGGUCGCAGCUUAACCUUGCCAUUUUUCUCCUCGCUGGGAUUUUGAUUCAAUCCGGGCUCUUCAGCGCGCGUACUAAAGGCGCGUUUUUCUUCUGCGACUCCAAAAAGACGAAGGCGCCUUCCCUUCUGAUUUGCCUCUCAAGCUCUCUCGCUGUCAUUUUCAUGACAUUCUUCACUGUGUACUUCGACGCAGACUGGGAUGACGGGACCGACUUUGGCAUUUGCGGAACUGGCUGGGGAGCUGCUGGCGUUAUCUGGCUGUAUGCUCUCCUUUGGUACCUCGCCAUGGACGCGUUCAAGGUGCUCGUCGUGAAGGCGUUUUUCGACGAAACCGGACUGUGCAGCUGCGUCCAUGGAGAUGCAAAUCAGCGGAAAAAGGCGUUUCAGGAGUUUCGGAGGCUCCGGCGCGAAGCGCAGACACAGAAGCUCGCUGCUGGAGUCGCUGCGACGGUCCAAAAGCAGCGGGACAGCUAUGAGCAGCAGAGGCGAUCUAACAUAGGGGGCCGCCCGAGUGUCCACCUCUUGGCUCCGCCGGUCGCGCAAGAAGUGAGACCGCGUUUUGAGAGCGGCCUCCAGCCGUCAUUCAGUGGUUCCUUCAUCUGCGUCCCCCACUCCGAGAGUGCGUCCGAACUCAAGCGCCUCGACCAGCAAGUUGCAGGUGCGAUGGAGAAACUCCAGAUUCUUAUGAAAUGGAAAGAAGACCUCGAAGCCCACAGCGAGUUUCAUCGAGGCGACAGCGCCCACGAGGAACGAAAGCAUUUCCUUGGGGACUCAUUUCUCCAGGAGACAGUCGAAAAAUAAAUCGAAGACAGGAACGCUGAAUCAGGGAGGGGAAGAGAGGCCUGUGAAACGUACAUUUCAUUCUGUGGUGGAACAACUUUCGCCACAUACGCAUAUUUAGUUAUGUCCGCAUAUGCAAAAUGUAUAUUCGUGUGUAUACAAGGAGACGAGCCGCUAUGCGUAUGAAUGAAUGUUUUUUGUUUGCCUCCGUAAAAGAUCGAGACAACCUUUCUUGUCUUCCCUUUCAAGGCGCCUUUUCGGCAUGCGUGCUGUCUGGGCCCUUGUGCAAGUGACCGGUGAUCUUGGGAGGGAA
Messenger RNA from Toxoplasma gondii ME49, 2311 nucleotides. RefSeq names its product haloacid dehalogenase family hydrolase domain-containing protein. Gene Ontology annotation, molecular function: ATP binding; ATP hydrolysis activity; P-type proton-exporting transporter activity. Bases 1 to 2019 code for a protein of 672 amino acids. The transcript has 17 exons. Gene Ontology annotation, cellular component: plasma membrane. Gene Ontology annotation, biological process: proton transmembrane transport; regulation of intracellular pH. The record is from RefSeq and is a predicted model, not a curated record. Lineage: Eukaryota; Apicomplexa; Conoidasida; Eucoccidiorida; Sarcocystidae.